Paramecium tetraurelia is the source of this 2594-nucleotide messenger RNA. RefSeq lists its product as uncharacterized. The record is from RefSeq and is a predicted model, not a curated record. NCBI's taxonomy places the organism in Eukaryota, Ciliophora, Oligohymenophorea, Peniculida, Parameciidae. The transcript has 5 exons.
AUGGAUUAAAACACAUUUGGAUUAAUUAAACAAAUAUAUAAUGCGGAUUAAAUUAUUCGCAUCAGCGCUUUGAAUGAACUCAAAACAAUCUUUAGGGAUAUUACAAAAAUCAAAUAAGGAUUUGAAUAAUUGCUUUUACCAUGGGAAGAUUAAAAUCUGAGAUUACAAUACUUUAUAUUUUUGAAAAGUAACAUUACAGAGAAUUAUGAAUGCUCCCCCAAUUAUAUUCAAAAGGAGAUUUAGAUUAUCAUCUAGGAUUUCAUGAAUAAUGUUGACUCAUAUUUACUUCCAUUUUAUUGCGAUUUACUAAACUUUAUAAUCGAAAAGACAUUGCCAUCAAUAAGCAUUAUCUAAUUCAUCAUAUCUCAAAAUACAUAUAGUAGUAUUCACAUUAAAAUAAUUACAGAAAUGAUGAACAAUCGUUUCAUCAAAGUUAAAAUCCUAGCUGCAGAUUUCCUAACUAUCACUAGAACUAUGAUUUUGUAUUACGAUUUGAAAGAUAUUCAAAAACUGAAUCUUCUGGCUGAUCUCUAUGUUUCUUUAAUUUAACCAAUUAAUAAAUUUGAUGAGAACACCAAGAGUAUAAUCAAUCAUCAAUUUUGUGAAAUCUUGACAUAUCAUUGUCUUGAAUAUGAAUUAUUGAGAAAGUUCGCUAAAGUAGUUUACAAAUCAAACAAGUACGGCUUACCUCCAAUAGAGAUUCAAACAAUGUUAUUCGAUAUAUUGAUGUCUACUUAUAUGUAGAAUGAAAAUCAGAGAAUCACUGAUAAAUAUUUAGCUUACCAAAUAAUGAAGGUCUUCAAGCAAUUGUUGUCUGAUAGGUUAAUCGAAGAAUGGAAAUAAGAAUCUAUCAUUUUUUAUGCGAUGGUCAAUUUAAUUAUGCUAGAUUAUAGAUAAUAUGAAAAUCAAUUCAAUAGAAUUGGAGAUGAUGAUUCAGAAGAUUAUCUAUUGAUAAAAGUAAGAUAAUACGGUGCUGACUUUAUUCAUCAUGUAGCUGGAUAUUUCUCAGAGGACACAAUGUUGAAAUAACUCUUUCGUUUGAAAGAUUUAAUCAACGAUGACCAAUAACAUGAAGAAUUCAAUUGCAUUAAACUAGAGGCCCAUUAUUUUGUAAUAUGCGAGAAUAUUUCUUCCAUCCCCAUGCAUAUGUUUGAUGAAAAGUUCCUAGCGGAGAUAAUUUAAAUACUGAAAAUCAAAGAAAGCAUGUACAUCCCUUUGAAGAUGCAAAUACUUAAUUUGUUGAGAAAGUUGUUGGAGAAAAAAGCCAUAAGGAAAUAAGAUUUUAAUAUUGUGAUCUCCACUCUACAAGAUUAAUUUAAUGCAAAUUUAAUUACGACCCCUGUCUACAUCUGCAAAAUUGUUAACAAUCUUAUUUAUCUGCACUCUUUGUAUCCAUCCAAAAAAUUAAUUACACAUCAAACAUUUGCUGAUCUCAAGACAUUAUAUCAACUCUAAACUAAACUUAUACACAAAGAAAAUAUUUUAAAGACUCUUUGUGAAAUACUCAGAUUAGAAUAAGGAGAUUAUUCUGUUUUAUUAUUAAUUGAGACUGAAUGGAAUCUAGCAAAGUAAGAGUAACAUUUAUAUAAAUAUCAAGAAAAAAUGAUAUUGAAUGUAUUUGAAUUCAUUAUUGAAGAUUGGCCUAUUAAUCUUCUAAAUACAAUAUUUAAUGGCCUUCUUAAAAUGGUAAAAGAUUGCAUAAAUAGGAAUCACCAUUUGAACCAAAGUUUGUCUGUUCUCUCUCUACUUUUGAAAAAGUAUUUACCAACUUAUCCAAUCAAAUACGACCAGAUCUUAGCAGACUUUAUAUAAAUCUAAAAAGACUUUGAAAUUAUUCUAUUAGAUGAGCCAGAUUAAUUUAAUCAGAUACUUGAAUUGUAUUAUUUAAUGUUGCUGCACGAUAUUGCAGAUUACAAUUUGACAUUUUAAUUUCUCAUCUAGAAGACUAAAUAUUUAUAGAAGGGCCUUUAAUUAUCUUUACUUUGUCUGCUUUGUACUAACCUCAAGUAAGGAUAACUGCAAAAUUGUAUUAUUGAAUUUUAUGCUAAUAUCCUCUAGUCAGCAAUAUAUGAUGAAGGUAGAGCUUAUAGCGAAUUAAUUUGUGGAUUAGCGAUUCUUGAUCUAAAUCAAUACGAUAUUAAGGAUCUACUAAUGCAAAUCUAGGAAAAAGUACCUAACAAAAUGAUUUUCACUAUGAUAAGCAAUGCUACAAAAUGUAUCCAAUAUAAUAUGCCCUACUAUUUGAAUUAUUUGAUAAGCUUCUUUAAGACUAUAUUGACUAAAUAGCAUCUUCUAUUUGAUAUGGAAUAUAUUUCAAUAGAAUCCAAUAAUACAUAAAAUUUGAAGCAAUAUAUCUCCAAAAUGAAAUCCUAUCUAAUUCCAAAUGCUUUUUCAUUGGAAUCAUAAAUUUUAAGAAUUUUUGAUACUAAAUACUCUACUAAACUUGAUUUAUGCUAAGAAAUUGUUCGAAAAUUGAGAAUCGACGUUACCAAAUUGCAGAUUUAAACUGAGGAACAAAUGGCAAUGGAGAAUAUUCAUAUUAGUUGAUUUAUUAAAUAUAUUAUAUAUAAGUUAAAUAUCAAUUUAGGAAUGAA